UGGGACAACUUUUUUUUUUGGGGACGUUAUAAUAAAGGUCGAAAAAUUGAGGCGAAGGAAGGAGGGAGAGAAGGAAGAUCUUGGCCCCCCCGGUGGAAUAAGGGGGUGAAGGUUUAUUGGGGCGCCCCCUAGGACCUCCCAUAUAUCCCACCCUAUUGGGGGACGCUCCCCCCCAGUCCACCCAGCCUCUCCCAUGGGGGCAGCCAGCUGCGAAGACGAAGAUCUGGAAUUCAAGCUUAUCUUUGGAGAAGAGGAGAAGGACCCCCCGGGAAUGGGGGUAUCGCUGGAAGACCUCGACGCUGAAGACCUCCCUCCGUGUUGCACCCUGGCCUUGGGUGACCCACCAGCCUAUGCCUCUCCCCUGGGCAUCCCCUGCCCGCCCCGCCUGGUCGGGGGCCCCCGGGCCGGCAUGCACUCCCCCCCGCCCCGCCCGGCACGGGAUGACACCUUCGAGAGCCAGCCAGCGCGGUGGGUGCGCCUGGGGGCUGACGCCCGCGUCUUAGAGUGCCCCAGCAUCCAGAUCACCACCAUUUCGCCCAGCGCCGACUGGGACUGCUCCCCACGUGACUACCUGCCCCUGGAAGCCCACGGCAGCUACCGGGAGGCCCCACCGGCCUCCGGCUUCUUCACCCCCAGCCCCGCCAGCAGUGGCAGCGCCUCCCCCUGGAGCUUCUUCUCGGACGAUGACGGGGCAGGCGGUGAUGACGUGGAGCGGGAAUUGAACGAAGCUGCCGCCCGCUUUGCCCUCAGCUCCCCCUGUGGUUCGCCCAAGCCCUGGGCCGGGCUGGAGGAGCCCUGGGGGCUGUACCCUGCUGGGCGGGGGACCGAGGAUGGCUGGGUGGCCCUGGCACCCCGCCCAGCCUCGCCCUGCGGCAAGCGGCGCUACUCUAGCUCGGAGACCCACUCCUCGGCCUCGCCCUGCCUCUCCCGCCGCGGCAGCCUGGGCGACGAGGGUGGCGGGGAGGGCGCGGAGGGGGCAGUUGGGGAGGGGCCACCCUACGAGGCUGCCGGGCAGCACCCCCCAGCUGAGAGCAUCCCACAGAAGGCCCGCAAGACCUCCACUGAGCAGACGGUGGCGCUGACGCGGAAGGAGGAGGGAUGCUGCAAUGGUGACGACGGGGGGUUUGGGGCGGCCCGCAAGGAGGGAAUGGACUAUCUGGCCGUGCCCUCCCCACUGGGCUGGUCCAAGGCCAGGAUCGGGGGCCACAGCCCCAUCUUCAGGUCAUCUGCUCUGCCUCCCUUAGACUGGCCCCUGCCCAGUCAGUAUGAACAAUACGAGCUGAAGAUCGAAGUCCAGCCCCGGACCCACCACCGGGCCCAUUACGAGACCGAGGGCAGCCGGGGUGCCGUGAAGGCUGCCCCAGGGGGUCAUCCUGUGGUGAAGCUCCUGGGCUACGACGAGAAGCCACUGACCCUGCAGAUGUUCAUCGGCACAGCCGAUGAGCGCAACCUGCGGCCCCAUGCCUUCUACCAGGUGCACCGCAUCACCGGCAAGAUGGUGGCCACCGCCAGCUACGAGACCAUCCUCAGCAGCACCAAGGUGCUGGAGAUGUCCCUGCUGCCCGAGAACAACAUGGCGGCCAACAUUGAUUGCGCAGGGAUCCUGAAGCUGCGGAACUCAGACAUCGAGCUGCGGAAAGGCGAGACCGACAUCGGGCGCAAGAACACCCGGGUCCGGCUGGUGUUCAGGGUCCACGUCCCCCAGGGCAAUGGGAAAGUUGUCUCCAUCCAAGCUGCCUCCGUGCCCAUCGAGUGCUCCCAGCGCUCAGCGCAGGAACUCCCCCUGGUGGAGAGGUGCAGCCUCAGCGCAGGGUUGGGGCGCGGGGGCGAGGAGAUGGUGCUAUCUGGCGCCAACUUCCUGCCCGACUCCAAGGUCGUCUUCAUUGAGAGGGGUCCCGAUGGGAAGCUCCAAUGGGAGGAGGAGGCCUGUAUCAACCGACUCAAGAGCAACGAGACCACGCUGACCCUCACAGUCCCAGAAUACAGCAACCCACAGGUGGCUCGGCCUGUCCAGGUCUAUUUCUACGUCUCCAAUGGGCGGCGGAAACGGAGCCCAACGCAGACCUUUAAAUACCUGCCUGUGAUCUUCAAGGAGGAACCACCCCCCUCCUCCCCACUCCGUGGCUUCCCCCCCGUUCCCUCCUCCCCGGUGCCCCCUUGCAGUCCCCCCUACCCCCCCGAGGGCCCUGGGGACAUGGACAUUUCUCCCAGUCGCCCCCACUUCCCCUGCUACCCUGAUGAUGCCCCCUACAGGGCUGGCUACGCCCCCUCCCCUGUGGCCUUUGGGAGCCGCUCCCCAUACCCUGACGGGCCCCCACUGCUCCCUUUGACACCCCCUUAUCAUCGCUGCCUGGCCACUGAGCCUUCUCACCGCUACCCACACACAGAGCAGUAUGGGGGGGCUGGGCUGACAGUGCCCUCCCACUUCCAUCCGUUGGGCUACCGGCCCCCACACUUCCAGGCCUCUUCCCAGCUCACCCCCCCACCACUGUCAGAGGGAGCCAGGCCCCCCAACUGGGGGGAUCCAGAGUCAGGGGAGACUGAGGAGGUGGAGAAACCCAGGGGCAGCGGAUACCGGGCGGCUUUCCGUGACAGCCUGCCUGUCCAGGGGAUCACGCUGGAGGAAGUGACCGAGAUCAUUGGCCGGGAUCUGAGUGACUUCCCGGAGCCACUCUGCGAGGGCAGAGGGAGCUGAGACCCUGGCUGCUCCCGGGUCCUUCCUGGCCUAGCCAAGCUCUGUCCAUCUCAUUUCUGUUCAUCUGUCCGUCCAAGCUCUCUGUCCAUCAGUCACACCUCCAAUCAUCCAUCCGUCCAAGUUCUCUGUCUGUCUGUCUCUGUCCAAGCUCUCUUUCCGUUGAUCGCAGCUCUGUCCAUCCAUCCUAACUCUCUGUCCACCUGUCCUAGUUCUUUCUUUCUACAUCAGGGAAGGAUGACUCUGAAGCCCCCACUCCUACCCCUACCUCCAAACCCCGGGUCUCCUCCUCCAAGUGCCCCUACCAUCUGGGCUUCACAACAUAUGCCAGCUGUAGGGUGAGGGGGGCCCCCAGACUAUCACCCCCAUUCUCCACCUCCCUCCUGGAGCCAUUUACCUAUUGGGCAAAAAUACCCAACCAGGGGAAGGGGGAUAUUCCUAUUCCCUCUGUGUAAGCCCCCCCCCCAAUCACCUCAGCAAUGUGGGAGGGGGGCAGAUGUGGCUAAUGGUGGGGAAGGGGGGGAGUUUGAGCCAUCAGAUUUUGCAGGGUAUACGAAACACACACACACACACACACGGUAAAGUAACUCUCCAAUGGGGGGGAGGAGGUUCCACCCCAUGGUGUCACAUGGAAGCCCCUUCCCUAGAUCUCCCUCCCCCACCCCAUGGGGACAAGAAGGCAUUAAUGAAUACAGUGGUAUUGUUGGGGGUAUGGGGAGGGGAGUAUCUGUGAUAAUAUCCAGUUUUAUACCAUUUAUUUUUUUCUCCUUUUCUUUGAAU
This is a messenger RNA of Dermochelys coriacea (leatherback sea turtle), 3472 nucleotides long. RefSeq names its product nuclear factor of activated T cells 4 (gene NFATC4). Gene Ontology annotation, molecular function: RNA polymerase II cis-regulatory region sequence-specific DNA binding; DNA-binding transcription factor activity, RNA polymerase II-specific; transcription factor binding. The record is from RefSeq and is a predicted model, not a curated record. Gene Ontology annotation, cellular component: transcription regulator complex. NCBI's taxonomy places the organism in Eukaryota, Metazoa, Chordata, Testudines, Dermochelyidae. The transcript has 10 exons. Bases 194 to 2695 code for a protein of 833 amino acids. Gene Ontology annotation, biological process: regulation of transcription by RNA polymerase II; calcineurin-NFAT signaling cascade; cytokine production.